GGGACGCGGAGGCUGGAGCUGUUGCGGUGGCGGUUUGGGUCCGGCCCUGGUGAAUCGUACCAUGUCGCGCCCGAAGAAUCAAAACUACAAGGGCCAUGGACUGUCAAAGGGAAAAGAACGCUCAAUAGAAAACAUUUGGCCUCCCAAAUCUUCUGGACUCAGUCUGUUGUGAUAUGUUGUUUCGGUUGAAGAACGGGAAGAAAAUCCAGCCUCACAAAGAUAUGUAGUUGGAAAAGAGAGAACUUUGCGUACUUCUGAAAGACGGUUGGGGACCCUGAGGAAUACUGGGACCACUCAUCAAGAAUCACUAUUCUAGAGAGCAGAGAGCAUCAAUCCGAUUCAAGACCACUCUCAUGAAUACUCUCAUGGAUGUCCUUCGCCACAGGCCAGGAUGGGUGGAAGUAAAGGAUGAAGGAGAGUGGGAUUUCUACUGGUGUGAUGUCAGCUGGCUCCGGGAGAACUUUGACCACACCUACAUGGACGAGCACGUGCGGAUCAGUCACUUCCGAAACCACUAUGAGCUGACCCGCAAGAACUACAUGGUGAAGAACCUGAAGCGAUUCCGGAAACAGCUGGAGCGCGAGGCGGGAAAGCUGGAGGCGGCCAAGUGCGACUUCUUCCCCAAAACCUUCGAGAUGCCAUGCGAGUACCACCUGUUCGUGGAGGAGUUCCGCAAAAACCCAGGAAUCACUUGGAUCAUGAAGCCUUUUGGGCAGCACUUGACAGGGAAGGCUCAUCGCCAUUCCAGCAUCUACUGGGACGGCUCCCGCGAGGGCUGGAGGAUCCGCUUCCAAGCUGGCUCAUUCACUCAGCUGGUGGCCCGGUCACAGGGAAAGGGCAUCUUCCUCUUCCGGAGGCUGAAGGACAUCAUGGAUUGGAGGAAGGGUACCGCUGGAAAGAAGCUCACCGGCUUGGAAGCCCCGCCAGCCCGGAACACUGUCAAUCCCUCCGGCAGCCAUGAUUCGAGAAGUUCUGAUGACCAGAAGGAUGAAAUCCCCGUGGAGAACUACGUAGCUCAGCGCUAUAUCGAAAACCCCUACCUAAUAGGAGGCCGCAAGUUUGAUCUGCGUGUCUAUGUGCUGGUGAUGUCGUACAUCCCGCUUCGGGCCUGGCUGUACCGGGAUGGCUUUGCCCGAUUCUCCAACACCCGCUUCACCCUGAGCAGCAUUGAUGACCAAUAUGUUCACCUCACCAAUGUUGCUGUGCAAAAGACCUCUCCGGACUACCACCCAAAGAAGGGCUGCAAGUGGAUGCUCCAGCGCUUCCGUCAGUACCUGGCAUCGAAGCACGGGCCUGAGGCAGUGGAGGCACUCUUCAGCGAUAUGGACAACAUCUUCGUCAGGAGCCUGCAGAGCGUGCAGAAGGUGAUCAUCAGUGACAAGCACUGCUUCGAGCUGUACGGCUACGACAUCCUCAUAGACCAGAACCUCAAGCCGUGGCUCCUAGAGGUCAACGCGUCCCCAUCGCUGACAGCCAGCAGCCAGGAGGACUACGAGCUCAAGACCUGCCUCCUGGAAGACACCCUGCAUGUCGUAGACAUGGAGGCCAGGCUCACAGGAAGGGAGAAGCGAGUGGGAGGCUUUGACCUCAUGUGGAAUGAUGGCCCUGUCAGCAGAGAAGAGGGGACUCCUGACCUGUCGGGGAUGGGGAACUUUGUGACCAACACACACCUCGGGUGCAUCAACGACCGUAGCAAUCAGCUGAGGCAGCUGUUCCGCUCCCUUCAGAGCCAGAAGAAAGCCUCCAGUUAGUUCCCAGAUGCAGGGAGGACAGCGACCCCAGGAAGGUGCCCUGCAGUCCUUGCCUACCCGUUUCCAGCACCAUGGCCGGCGACCUGGAGCCCUUGCCUCCCCUCCUCUGGCCUGGCAGCAGCUUUGCGGACUCAGCGGCCUGUGGUACGCUGGUCACUGCUCAUUCUGGGCCCCCUGGAGACCCCAGCCCCACCCUGGGCACCUUGUGCUGGGAGACAGCCAGUCCCUGGGAAUGGGUGUGCUUUAGCCUUGCAGGACUGGCUUGGCGAUCAGGCCCAGGGAGGACAGCUGCAAGCCCUGCUACCCCAGAGACCACAUCCAAUAAAUAAGCACAGGCCUUA
Messenger RNA from Canis lupus familiaris (dog), 2092 nucleotides. It is a transcript of the gene TTLL9, whose product is annotated as tubulin tyrosine ligase like 9. Gene Ontology annotation, biological process: protein polyglutamylation; microtubule cytoskeleton organization. Bases 354 to 1751 code for a protein of 465 amino acids. Lineage: Eukaryota; Metazoa; Chordata; Mammalia; Carnivora; Canidae. The transcript has 17 exons. The record is from RefSeq and is a predicted model, not a curated record. Gene Ontology annotation, cellular component: cilium. Gene Ontology annotation, molecular function: tubulin binding; tubulin-glutamic acid ligase activity; ATP binding.